AUUAAUUAAUUAAUUAAAAUCAAGGUGCGAGUGAUGGCUCUCCCGGCAAGAAAACAAGAAGCUGACGACACUCUCCACGAUGCCUGGGAUUGCAAGGGCCGCCCCGCCCUCCGAUCAGCCUCCGGCGGCUGGGCCAGCGCGGCCAUGAUUCUUGGGGUUGAGAUGUGUGAGAGGCUGACGACGCUGGGGAUAGCUGUGAAUCUGGUGACUUACAUGACGGGGACUAUGCAUUUGGGCAAUGCUACUGCUGCCAAUACUGUCACCAACUUUCUUGGCACUUCUUUCAUGCUCUGUUUGCUCGGAGGCUUCGUAGGCGAUACAUUCUUAGGAAGGUAUCUCACCAUAGCCAUUUUUGCUGCAGUUCAAGCGGCGGGCGUGGCGAUUCUGACAGUAUCAACGAUGAUCCCGGGCCUCCGGCCGCCGGCGUGCCGCCGCGGCAGUGGCACGUGUGUCCCGGCGAACACCAAGCAGCUAAUGGUUCUCUACCUAGCGCUCUACCUCACCGCCCUCGGCACCGGCGGCCUCAAAUCGAGCGUCUCCGGCUUCGGGUCUGACCAGUUCGACGAAGCCGACAAGAAGGAGAAGAAGCAGAUGAUCAAAUUCUUCAACUGGUUUUUCUUCUUCAUCAGCAUCGGAUCCCUCGCCGCCGUCACCGUCCUCGUCUACAUCCAGGACAACCUCGGCCGGCAAUGGGGCUACGGGGUUUGUUGCUGCGCCAUUCUCGUCGGCCUGGCGGUGUUCCUCGCCGGCACCAGACGGUACCGGUUCAAGAAGCUUGUCGGCAGCCCGCUGACGCAGAUCGCCGCCGUGUUUGUGGCGGCGUGGCGGAAGCGACACCUCCAGCUCCCGUCGGAUUCCUCCCUGCUGUUUGAUAUGGACGACAUCGCCGGCGAGGAAGGGCAGAUGCUGAAGAAGAAGAAGCAGAAGCUACCGCACAGUAAAGAAUUCCGGUUCCUGGACAAGGCAGCCAUAAAGGAUCCUCCAGGUCCCAAAUCAUCGUGGUACCUGUCAACCCUAACCGACGUGGAGGAGGUGAAGCUGGUGAUCAGAAUGAUCCCGACGUGGGCAACCACAGUGAUGUUCUGGACAGUCUACGCCCAAAUGACGACAUUCUCGGUGUCCCAAGCCGCCACCAUGGACCGCCACAUCCUCGGCCGGUCCUUCAAGAUUCCGGCGGCCUCCCUCACCGUUUUCUUCGUCGCCUUCAUCCUCCUCACCGUCCCCGUCUACGAUCGCAUCAUCGUCCCCAUCUGCCGGAGAAUUUUCAAGAACCCGCACGGCCUGACACCCCUCCAGCGGAUCGGCGUCGGCCUGGUGCUGUCCAUCCUCGCCAUGGUGGCCGCCGCGCUGUCGGAAAUCAAGAGGCUCCACGUGGCGCGAUCUCACGACCUGGCCGACGACCCCGCCGCCGUCCUCCCCCUGAGCGUUUUCUGGCUGGUCCCGCAGUUCGCCCUGGUCGGCUCCGGCGAGGCGUUUGCUUACACGGGGCAGCUUGAUUUCUUCCUCCGGGAGUGUCCUAAGGGAAUGAAGACGAUGAGCACAGGCCUGUUUUUGAGCACGCUUUCGUUAGGGUUUUUUGUGAGCUCUAUCCUGGUGGCGGUGGUGCACAGAGUGACCGGACACAGGCCAUGGUUGGCCGACAACCUUAACAGGGGGAAGCUCUACAACUUCUACUGGCUGCUGGCGAUUCUCAGCGUCAUCAAUUUGGUGGUGUUCGUGGUGUGUUCGAGAAGGUAUGUUUAUAAGGACAAGAGGCUUGAAGACGAGGGGAUUGAGAUGGAGGAUUCGUCGUUGUCGUCGCAUCCAACUUCCAAUUGAAUCGAAUGUUGAUCGAUCGAUCCAAUUUGUGUCAAAACAGGCAACAAAUUUGUGGACACAUACAGAAUUAUUACAUCAACCAGAUUACAUGGAUGCAUGAGGAACAAAUUAAAGUAAUUACUAGUUUAUUUUUAGUUUUUUUUUUUGGAAAAAUAUCUUUUAUUUUUGGAUCUUUUUGAUGCACUUAAUUAAAUAGAUGGGUAAAAAUAACGUUCUAUCAACUUGCUUAUGUAUGUAAAUGAAUCUGUGCCUAAUGUAUAAUAUGGCUCAUUUGAACCAA
Andrographis paniculata is the source of this 2098-nucleotide messenger RNA. Its product is annotated as protein NRT1/ PTR FAMILY 6.3-like. Lineage: Eukaryota; Viridiplantae; Streptophyta; Magnoliopsida; Lamiales; Acanthaceae. Gene Ontology annotation, biological process: transmembrane transport; response to nitrate; oligopeptide transport. The transcript is spliced from 5 exons. Gene Ontology annotation, molecular function: nitrate transmembrane transporter activity. Bases 34 to 1818 code for a protein of 594 amino acids. The record is from RefSeq and is a predicted model, not a curated record. Gene Ontology annotation, cellular component: membrane.